Messenger RNA from Phanerochaete carnosa HHB-10118-sp, 967 nucleotides. RefSeq lists its product as uncharacterized. Gene Ontology annotation, molecular function: oxygen binding; heme binding. Bases 63 to 851 code for a protein of 262 amino acids. Lineage: Eukaryota; Fungi; Basidiomycota; Agaricomycetes; Polyporales; Phanerochaetaceae. The transcript has 6 exons. The record is from RefSeq and is a predicted model, not a curated record.
GCACAGCUCUCACUACCUCUAUCUACUUGUUGCGCACCUCUCUUAACACAUUUGCCUGCCCAAUGGAGUACUCCUCGAUGCAUGGUCACGCGAUCUAUCCACAAUCUGGCCGGGUCGUAGCGAUAGGCGACGACAGCUCGUCUUUCCGCGCAGGGACACCCUCCACGCAUUCCUCGCACGAGUCAUCGACGGAUCCGACGUCGCAUAAUGCGGAGUCCCCAAAAUGCUCUGUCAUCUUCACGCAGGAAGUAGACCCUGUGCUCCUGAAGACAUCACUUGAGGACCGCGUCGCGUACCUCACCGACUUCCUCAACUUUACGGCACACGACGCAGAAGUCAUUAGGCAGAUAGCUCCGGCUGUCAACGAUGUCAUCCCUGGAUUGGUUGACGAUCUUUAUUCGAAGCUCUUCGAGUUUGAUAUCACGAAGAAGGUUUUCAUGGCUCGGAAUCAGGGCUUCGAAGGACCAUUACCUGCAAAGCUGGAAGAUCUGACGCUUGACAGCGCUCAGAUCCAGUUCCGCAAGGUCUUUAUGAAAGUAUGGGCAAGAAAGGUGUUGACUUCGGACUAUACCAAUGGCAAGACGUGGGCGUACAUGGACAAAGUCGGCAUUAUGCACACCGGUGUGUCACCAUUCAAGCACCAGAGAACCAUGGGCAUCGCCCCGCUCAACGUGCCUUACCGUGACUGCGCCCUGGCACUGGGACUGGUCCAAACACUGCUUCAAAGCGCUAUUCUGCAGCUGCCCGACCGAACAGCAACUAUGUCCACUAAAAUAGAGGCUGUUGCUGCCAUCACGAAGGUUAUCUGGAUACAGAACGACCUCUUCUCUCGGCAUUAUAUCAACGAAUAAUGGCUGAUUUUAAAUAUCAUAUUCACUGUAUAAUACUCCGAUCACGAGCAUCGCACAUAUGUCGUAGCUACGAAUACGUCUACCAUAACAGGCUUAAUGAUGAUAACUUUAACACC